AUGCUUCGCUCGGCUCUUCCUCGUGUUCGUGUUCUACCACCACCAUCUGCUCGUUUCAACAUCCCAUCACCACCUUCAGUUUCCUUACGAACCUUUGCCACUCGUACACAUGCUCCCCACCCCAAUGUUCGUCUUCCUUACAAAUCCAUCUCGGCUAGUGUAGCCUUGACAUCCGCCUCUAUGAUGUAUCUUUACUCUCGCUCUAAUGAUGAUUCCCUUCUCGGUAUGCGUAAAGCAUACGCUGAGAUGUCCCACCAACAUCACCACCCUGUAUCCGCUUACAUGUCAUCUUCUCCCGCUUCAGCAUUGGCUGAGCUCAAUGAUGAGAAUAACCGUUCCUUCCUUCAUGCCAAGUCGACGGAAGAUUUGUUGAUGGGCCUUUUCGUUUACAAGUUGUGUACUUUCCAAUGGUUGGUUGAUGCUGCACCUCAACUUAUCCAUUUCGCCGAAUCGGUCCACCUUGAAAAAAUUGCUCACUGGGUUGUCAAGAAUACUUUUUUCCGCCAUUUCUGUGGAGGUGAAACACCUGAAGAAUGUGUUGAAGUCAUGGACAAGCUUAGCAGCUUGGGCAUGAAUGCCAUUCUUGAUUUGAGUGUUGAGGCCGAUGAAUCCCCACAAGAAGGUCCUGAAGCAUUUGCCAACCAAGAACAAUAUGCUGAUUUCAUUUUGGGCAAGACCAAGCAUUGCCUGGAAACCGCUGCCAUGGGAACCGCUCGUACCAACCAAGCAUCUGGUGCUUUUGCUGCCGUCAAGGUUACUGCUCACACCCCACCUGAAUUGUUGUUGCGCCUCAACUUUGCCAUUGCUACCCUCAACAAGUCUUUCCAUGAUUAUCAAGUUGACGGCAAGAUUGAUGCUGCUUCUUUCCGCAAGAUUGUUAACGAUGUCUUGCCCACACCAGCAAGCGAUAGCCAACGUGAAGAACGCAACAAGCUCAUGUCCAACAUUGAAUCCCUUGACUUCAUUGAAUAUACCAAGAUCCUCAAUCUUUAUGGUCCUACUCGUGAUGUUUGGUGGUCUAGCAACGACAACGGCAAUGAUCGCAAGCUUAUGAACACCUUUGAUCUUGCUGCUUAUGAUCGCCUUAUGGAUCGUAUGGAUCAAGUUUGUGGUACCGCUCAUCGCCUUGGUGCUGGUGUCAUGAUUGAUGCUGAACAAAGCUACUUCCAAGAAGCUAUUGAUCAUGUUGCUCUUAACAUGCAAGCCAAGUACAAUCGCCGUGAUGAAGACAAGGCUCCCACUGUGUACAACACCUAUCAAAUGUAUACCAAGGCAUCUCUUAGCAAGUUGGAAAUCGAUGUUGAACGUGCUCAUCGUGAAAACUUUGCUUUUGCUGCCAAGUUAGUGCGUGGUGCUUACAUGGUCUCGGAGCGCAAGCGUGCCCUGGAAAACAACUACCCAUCCCCGAUCCACGAUACAUUGGAAGACACCCACGCUUCGUACAACAAUGGUGUCGUCUUUUUGUUGAGCAAGUUGCGUGAACACCAAGAAUCCACUGGUGAGACCUUGUCGUCUACUACGGCACCCAUUGUGUUUAUGGUUGCCACACACAACCGCCAAUCGGUCAUCCUCACUGUUGAAGAAAUGGACCGCCAGGGUGUUCUCCCUCGUUCUGGUGUUGUGCAUUUUGGCCAACUCUUUUCCAUGAAGGAUCAACUCUCCUAUGCUCUUGCCCGUAACGGCUAUUCCAUCUACAAGUACUUGCCUUAUGGUCUUAUUCAAGAUGUCAUCCCCUACUUGAUUCGUCGUGCUCAAGAAAACUCUGCUGUCUUGGGUGAUGUUGGUCAUGAGCGUGAGCUCAUGUUCCAAGAAAUCAAGGACCGUGUUACUGGCAAGACCCCUAAUGUCAUGAUCAACUCUUCCUCUGCCUCUGCACCUGCUACCGUUGUUGACGAUGCUACUGCUUCAGCCGAUAAUACCUCUACCUCACCAGCGGCUGAAAUGUCCGGCGUUGCAAAGACGGCCUAA
This is a messenger RNA of Lichtheimia ornata, 1968 nucleotides long. RefSeq lists its product as uncharacterized. Bases 1 to 1968 code for a protein of 655 amino acids. Gene Ontology annotation, molecular function: proline dehydrogenase activity; FAD binding. Gene Ontology annotation, cellular component: mitochondrion. The record is from RefSeq and is a predicted model, not a curated record. Lineage: Eukaryota; Fungi; Mucoromycota; Mucoromycetes; Mucorales; Lichtheimiaceae. The transcript has 3 exons.